AGUGCUGCGGUUGCCAUGGUACAGCGUCAGCGGUCGAGCCGGAGUAAACCUCAAGGCGUAACUCGUGUUGCUAUCUUACUGUGGACAAUGACUGGGCAGCGCAUUUUAAAACGAUAAUCAUGACAUUUUGUUUCCAAAAAAACGAUAGGACGAUUAACGUUAUGCCCUCUCUUAUUUAAACGGCAGCAGUGUUAGCUAAAGUUCAUGCUAGCUUGCUAGUAGUUGAAGCUAACACUGGGCUAUUGAUUCUAAACAAAGAGGGUUUAAAUUGCUGUAAUGUUUAACGGGAACCAAACAACGCCAGCGAGAUUUUAAGAAGUCAACGUCGGAAACGGACAGAUUGGUGGCAGCAGACAUUGAAAGAGAGCUUGUGACCCGGCUGCAUAGAUUCUCUCAGGUAAUAGCAUCACCAGGAGCCUGGAAAUAGUCCAGUAUAAACAUAAUGAGGCAGAAGAUGAGCAUAAGGAGGAUGAAGACAGAGAUGAUGGGGAUGUGAUGUAUAUGCAUUUCUUCUGGAAGUGAAAAAAUGGAAUCUGAAAACAUAAGCGACUCGUAUGAAGACAAUCGGGAUAUUCAUCUCAGUCAGCAGUCCCUCAGGAGUACAAAGAAAGAUUCUCGAGCAUCAUCCACCCAAAAACAGAAACGCAACAAGAAUUUCCGGGACAAGAUCCAGGAUGAGGAUGAAAAGGAGGGCAGUGUCAAGAGUAGAUCCAAAACUAGAAUCUGGCAGUCAGAUCCCGAUCGGGACCAGAUAUCAGAUGAAGAGGGACGGAGAAGUAGUGAGUCCUUUUACUCGGAGGACUACGAGAACGAGUCUCCCUCCGAGUGCUCAGUCUCGCAGUACUCCCAGUCCCGGACUCCAUCCCCUACUCCACAAAGAGGGGUGCGUGCAAAGAGGAUUUCUAGCAGUCCACUCUAUAAGACAGGUUGUGUGGGGAGGCGGGGUUUUUCUCGCCCACAGCGUCCAGGUGGUCAACCCCAUCGUAGGGGAACGCAUUCACAAAGCAAGGAGUCCACACCUCCUAAAGACCUGGACCUGGUGACCAAACGGAUGCUUUCGGCUCGCCUGCUGAAGAUCAAUGAAUUGCGUAACGCUCUUGCGGAGCUGCAGCUGCGCACCGAUGAGCUGCAGAAGGAAAAUCGAAUUCUCAGACAGCUUCAGGUGCGUCAAGAGAAAGCCCUGCAGCAGUAUGAUGACACAGAAAGCGAGAUUUCCCAACUGCUGUCUCGCCACUCCAACGAGACCCACGUGCUGCGGGAGCGGCUGAGGCGCACUCAGGAGCGGGAACGGACAGCCGAGCGGCGGCUGAAGAACAGCGAAGAGCAGCUGCAGAGGAGUCAGACGACCAUCGCCCGGAUGAAGAAGCUGAUCGAUCAGCGAGAGUUAGGAGCCAGGGAUGAGCUGAGCCGCAGGCUAGAGGAAGAGAGGGCAAGGGCCCAAGAGGCAGAACGCAAAAUUAAGGAGCUGGAGCGUAGCAUAGAGCUGAGCAACAACAGUUACCAGAGGCAGCUGGCUGCAGAGAAGAAGAAGACUAUCAGUGCCCAGGAAGAGAUAAGGGCUCUGCAGGAGGAGCUGGAACGACUGACCAAUAAACUCAAGGAGAAGGAGAGAGAACUAGAUACCAAGAACAUUUAUGCCAACCGCAUGGGGAAGCCCUUAUCAAGAAAAGAUAUUGACAGCGGCACAAAGCGGAAGACCCCCAGCAGGAACAGCAGCAAGGCAGUGCAGACUGAAGACAGGAUUUGUAGUCCAGAUUUCCCCACGCCCCCUCCCGCCAUCACUGACGCAAAUGAGUACAAUGAGCAGGCACCUGACGAAUACCUAUCACUCAAGGAGCUUGACAGAGUGGACAGGAAAGCAGAGACAGAUGACAGACAUCAAAACUGGGAACAACAGAAGAUGAGAGAAAAAGAAAGAGAUAGGGAGAAGGAUAUGGUGAAGGAGCAGGAGAAGAAGGAGAAGCUGCAAGUCAACCAAGAGCUGAAUCCGCUUGAAGAGAAGGCAAAGAGACUAAGAGAUGGCUGGGAGAAAGAAAAGGAGGAAGAAGACAGAAAGAGGACAAGUUCCCUGUUAAACCAGAGGGAGGAAGAGAACAGCAGGAAGCGUGGCUAUGUCCAAGAAGAGGUGGAAAGGUGGAACCAGGAGUCUCUGACCAAUCAGCAUACAGCAGGGGAAGCACAUCGCAAAAAAGAACAGCUGCUGGCCAAGAUGCAUGAAAUAGACCGUCAAAACCAGGGAGCCCAGGACCCCAUGUUUGCUGAGUCUAGUACGUCUGACUCCAACAAGGGUACCAGUGACCAUUUUUCUCCUCGUCUGCCUGAGCCGAGAAACCAUAACUCUUCAAUUUUUAACCUCACAGAAUCAGAAUCGUCAGCAAGUUUGCACGCUGAAAGCAGGGAAGCUGGAAGGAGAAGAUCGGGCAUAGAGGGGAGGAGAGUAGUGCGGUCCCAAAUAUCCAGCGACGACUUGGCUUUCGGAAGCUACGCUCCCUCUUUUGGACAUUCAGCCUCCCGAUGUUCCUCUGGCUUCCCUCCACCUCCACCUCCACCCAAAGAAGACAGGGACACCGCAUUAGAAGCAAUAGGGGUUUUUAGUGUCAGAGCAGUGGACACAGAGAAAGAAAAAGAGGUAGAAAGAGGAGCAGAGAAGGACCGGAAAUCAAGCCUCAUGCAACAGCUAUUUGGUACCCUAGCGACACCUGCUGGCAACAGCGUGAGCAACUCCAAUAAAAUGGAUGUCCUCAGUAGCCCCCCAGCUGCCAAUGGGAUACGUCCAAGAAGGGAAGGACUGUUCAGCUUCAACUCAGGGUCUUCCAGUCCUCCAGCAUCCUCCCUGAACACCCUACACAUCGCAGAUAGCAGACCCGCCGUCCGUGCCAUCCCCUCAUUUGAUGAUGACAUAGAGGAGCUCACUUUGUAGACUUCAUUUUGGUCGGCAGUUGAAUUCAAAUUUCAACUCAAGUCUUAGAACUAUUGAUUUGUGUUAUGUAAUAAAGAUUUUAACAUUACCAGAACCAAACAUAGAUGGUAAACAAAACCUCUUUCUACAGAUGUACAGUACCAAUCAAAACUUUGGACACACCUACCCAUUCACUUGAAUGAGAAAGUGCCCAAACUUUUGACCAGUGCUGUAUCUAAAUUACCCUUAUAAAUGAUUAAUAUAUUAACCUGUGUCACUAUGCUGCAACAGUCUUAAAUCCUCUACAUAGUGAAGCAUUUAUGAUUGAAUGUAGGUUU
Thunnus maccoyii (southern bluefin tuna) is the source of this 3237-nucleotide messenger RNA. RefSeq names its product lebercilin LCA5 (gene lca5). Bases 527 to 2920 code for a protein of 797 amino acids. Gene Ontology annotation, cellular component: axoneme. The transcript has 10 exons. Gene Ontology annotation, biological process: intraciliary transport. The record is from RefSeq and is a predicted model, not a curated record. Lineage: Eukaryota; Metazoa; Chordata; Actinopteri; Scombriformes; Scombridae.